This is a messenger RNA of Sapajus apella (tufted capuchin), 2072 nucleotides long. It is a transcript of the gene RHCG, whose product is annotated as Rh family C glycoprotein. The record is from RefSeq and is a predicted model, not a curated record. Gene Ontology annotation, biological process: ammonium transmembrane transport; ammonium homeostasis. The transcript is spliced from 10 exons. Gene Ontology annotation, molecular function: ammonium channel activity. Bases 72 to 1388 code for a protein of 438 amino acids. Gene Ontology annotation, cellular component: basolateral plasma membrane; plasma membrane; apical plasma membrane. NCBI's taxonomy places the organism in Eukaryota, Metazoa, Chordata, Mammalia, Primates, Cebidae.
CCCCGCCCCCUGCCCAGGUCUCAAAAGCCCCGCCGGGCUCCGAGCGCCAGCCCAGCCCCGCACCCCUCAGCAUGGCCUGGAACACCAAUCUCCGCUGGCGGCUGCCGCUCACCUGCCUGCUCCUGCAGGGGGCUAUGGUGAUUCUCUUUGGGGUGUUCGUGCGCUACGACUUCCAGGCCGACGCCCACUGGUGGACCGGGAGGGUGCGCAGGAACCUCAGCGAUCAGGAGAACGAAUUCUACUAUCGCUACCCGAGCUUCGAGGAUGUGCACGUGAUGGUAUUUGUGGGCUUCGGCUUCCUCAUGACCUUCCUGCAGCGCUACGGCUUCAGUGCCGUGGGCUUCAACUUCCUGCUGGCGGCCUUCGGCAUCCAGUGGGCACUGCUCAUGCAGGGCUGGUUCCACUCCUUCCAAGACAGCCACAUCCUUGUGGGCGUGGAAAACCUCAUCAACGCUGACUUCUGUGUGGCCUCUGUCUGCGUGGCCUUCGGUGCAGUUCUGGGUAAAGUCAGCCCCAUUCAGCUGCUCAUCAUGACUUUCUUCCAAGUGACCCUCUUUGCUGUGAAUGAGUUCAUUCUGCUUAACCUGCUGCAGGUGAAGGAUGCAGGGGGCUCCAUGACCAUCCACACAUUUGGCGCCUACUUUGGGCUCACAGUGACCCGGAUCCUCUACCGACGCAACCUAGAGCAGAGCAAGGAGAGAGAGAGUUCUGUGUACCAGUCGGACCUCUUUGCCAUGAUUGGCACCCUCUUCCUGUGGAUGUACUGGCCCAGCUUCAACUCAGCCAUAUCCUACCACGGCGACAGCCAGCACCGAGCUGCCAUCAAUACCUACUGCUCCUUGGCAGCCUGCGUGCUGACCUCAGUGGCAACAUCCAGUGCCCUGCACAAGAAGGGCAAGCUGGACAUGGUGCACAUCCAGAAUGCCACACUUGCGGGAGGAGUGGCCGUGGGUACCGCUGCUGAGAUGAUGCUCAUGCCUUAUGGCUCCCUCAUUGUCGGCUUCCUCUGUGGCAUCUUCUCCACCCUGGGUUUUGUAUACCUGACCCCAUUCCUGGAGUCCCGGCUGCAGAUCCAGGACACAUGUGGCAUUAACAACCUGCACGGCAUUCCUGGCAUCAUAGGCGGCAUCGUGGGUGCCGUGACGGCGGCCUCUGCCAGCCCAGAAGUCUACGGAGAAGAAGGGCUUGUCCAUUCCUUUGACUUUCAAGGUUCGAAGGCGAACUGGACCCCAAGAACACAGGGAAAGUUCCAGAUUUAUGGUCUCUUGGUGACCCUGGGCAUGGCCCUGAUGGGCGGCAUCAUUGUGGGGCUUAUUUUGAGAUUACCAUUCUGGGGACAACCUUCAGAUGAGAACUGCUUUGAGGAUGCGGUCUACUGGGAGGUGUAACCCACUGAUACAAAACCCAUGGGUGUGGUGGGCUGGCUGCACCUGGUUGAGAAUGAAAUUCCAUGCCAAAGUAAGGAACAGCAUCAGGCAGUCCCUGAGCCCCUGGGGGGUUUACCUUGGAAGUGAGGUGGCUUCUCAGAGGAUGGGGAUUGGACCAACGUUCCCCAGGAGGCAAGGCAGGGCUGACCUGCCCCACCCACACUCCACCUCUCUACCCACUUCUGGCCUUCCCUGCACCUUCCCAACCCCCGUUUCAGACCUGCCUGCAGUUGACAGAGCUUGCCAUACUGCCUCUUACCUGACAUCUGGCCCUUACUCCUACUCAUCUUUUAAGAGUGGGUUCAGUACACCUUCUCAGCACCCCUCAGGCUGGGUUAUAAGCCUCUCAUGUGCAAUUACAACGCUUACUGUCUCUGGGUAUUUCACGGGAAUGCCUCACCAUUGCUCUCAUGGGGCAAGGACCCCAUCUCAUCCUUGCCACGCCCCAGCACCAAGGACAGUGCCUAGUAUGGGGUAGGGGCAGGACACCGGUGUCAAAGGACCACCUUGCUCUCUGUGGCAGGUGAUCUGCACGGUAAUCACAAGGUGGCGCUCGCCACACACCAUUUGCAGCUCCAGGAUAUUCUAGUUGCCAGGGACACCCUGCCUGGCCUGGGACAGGGCCCUCGGAGUUGCAUCCUCUCU